CGUGGAAUUUGGUUACUUUGUAUCACAUACAUUUCUUUAUCAAACAUGUUCAACAAGGGAUUUAUCGAUACAUAACUUCCUAGUAUCUUUUGGGUAUUUUGAACGCCAUUGACUGUGACUAAUUGGGAAGGAUGGACGGUGCUCUUGCCUUUGUUAUUAGCCCGAUUCCUCUACUCAAGAGACCAGUGAAACAGUCCAAAUCGUUGCACGGAAAUAGCGUGUAUAUACAGUUGUAUACACAGAGAGUUUUUUUUCCUGGUGUUCGAAACAAGUCGCACAUAAAGAAAAUUUCUCCUUUGAACACGUUUGCUCAGCUGGAUCAGUUUCACGAAGAAUGUGGAGUAGUAGGUAUUUGGGGAAUUGAAUCAGCUUCGAAAUAUGCCUUUUAUGGUUUACACGCAUUGCAACACAGAGGACAAGAAGGUGCAGGAAUCGCCACAGUGUCUGACGGGAAACUUCACGAGUACAAGAAUCUGGGGCUAGUCACUGAAGUAUUCAACGAGGAUAUUUUAUCCGAAUUACGGGGCUCUGCUGCUAUAGGACAUAAUAGAUACUCUACUUCCGGUGAAAAGAACGUCCGCAAUGUACAGCCUUUCACGGUCGAACUCAGUGGCAUUCAAGUAUCGAUUGCUCAUAACGGCAACCUUACAAACGCCAACAAGUUACGACGUCAUUUGGAACUUCGAGGCUCUAUUUUCAAUACAUCUUCAGAUACUGAAGUUAUUUUACAUCUAAUGGCAACCUCUUUACUAGCCUCGAGCUCUUUUAUUGGAAAAAACUCUUAUGAACCUCUUAUACAACGCGUUAGUGAUGCCUUGAGUCGAGUAGAAGGUGCCUAUUCAGUUCUCUUAUUGAGUCCUUCUUGUUUAGUUGCAGUUAGAGACCCUCUUGGAUUCCGUCCAUUGGUUAUGGGAAAGAUGAAGAACAGAAUGGAGUCCAUUAUUUUUGCUAGUGAGACUUGUGUAUUUGAUUUAAUUGGUGCAGAGUUUGUAAGGGAAGUUGAUCCUGGAGAAAUGAUAGUUGUGUCGAAAGAUGGUCUACAUUCAUUUUUUCCAUUUCCAUCGCAGAGAAGAAAAGCAUGCAUUUUUGAACAUAUUUAUUUUGCGAGACCGACUUCCAUUGUAUUUGGUCGUUCAGUUUAUAUGAGUCGUUUUCGCUUUGGUGAAAUUUUAGCAGAGAAAGCACCAGCAGAAGCAGAUAUUGUGAUUCCAGUGCCUGAAAGUGGAAUUCCUGCAGCUUUAGGCUAUUCAGCAGCAAGUGGCAUUCCAUAUCAACCCGGUAUUAUGAGAUCUCAUUAUGUCGGAAGAACAUUUAUACAGCCUACGCAAGACAUUCGAGACCUUAGUGUGCGAUUGAAAUUGUCAGCUGUUCGAUCCAUCAUAGCGAAUAAACGUCUCGUUGUUGUGGAUGACUCCAUUGUACGAGGAACAACUAGUAGAAAACUUGUUCGUAUGUUGAGAGAAACUGGUGCUAAAGAAGUUCAUGUGCGGAUAGCUUGUCCUCCUAUCAUUGGUUCAUGUUAUUAUGGAGUAGAUACACCGAAUACAAAGGAACUGAUUUCUCACAAUAUGAAUGAGGAAGAAAUUAGACAAUAUAUCGAUGCUGAUUCGUUGGCAUUUUUGCCAUUAGAUCAACUCCAUCACUUUUUAGGUGAAGAAUCAUCGAGUUUCUGUGACGCCUGCUUCUCAGGAAAUUAUCCAAUUCGUCCAUUGCCAUCUGAAGACACUACACAAGAAGACAAUAUACAUCCAAAAGUGUUCCAACAAUAGCAUUUGUAGUAAGGAAGCGUCUUCAAAGUCUUGUUCGAAGCAUCCAGAAAAGUGGAUAUUGUAGGAUUGCAACGGCUAAUAAAAAAUAAUUUUUCCUG
Galdieria sulphuraria is the source of this 1867-nucleotide messenger RNA. Its product is annotated as amidophosphoribosyltransferase isoform 1. Gene Ontology annotation, cellular component: cytoplasm. Gene Ontology annotation, molecular function: amidophosphoribosyltransferase activity. The record is from RefSeq and is a predicted model, not a curated record. NCBI's taxonomy places the organism in Eukaryota, Rhodophyta, Bangiophyceae, Galdieriales, Galdieriaceae. Gene Ontology annotation, biological process: purine nucleotide biosynthetic process; purine nucleobase biosynthetic process. The transcript has 6 exons. The coding region runs from base 132 to 1769 and encodes 545 amino acids.